AUGGCCGCUACCGACUAUAAGUUUGAGGGCUGGGUUGGCCUCGACGAGAAGUCCUCCGAGGGCAACAUGGUCUGGCAGGAGUACGAGCCCAAGCCGUGGGAGGAGAACGACGUCGACAUCCAGAUCACCCACUCCGGUGUCUGCGGCUCCGACAUCCACGUCCUGCGCUCCGGCUGGGGCCCCGCCCCUUACCCCGUCUGCGUCGGCCACGAGAUCGUCGGUGUCGCCGUCCGCGUCGGCUCCAAGGCCGUCGGCGGCAUCAAGGUCGGCGACCGCGUCGGUGUCGGCGCCCAGUCCGACUCCUGCCUCGGCCGCCAGGGUCCCUGCGAGCCCUGCGAGACCAAGAACGAGCAGUACUGCCCCAAGUCCGUCCACACCUACGGCCACUUCCACUACAACGGCGGCAAGGCCAUGGGCGGCCACUCAAAGUACCACCGCUGCCCCUCCCACUUUGUCGUCAAGAUCCCCGACGGUCUCGAGUCCGCCUACGCCGCGCCCAUGCUGUGCGGUGGUGUGACCGUCUUCUCCCCGCUUAAGCAGCACGGCGCCGGCCCCGGCAAGACCGUCGCCAUCAACGGCGUCGGCGGCCUCGGCCACAUGGCCAUCAUGCUCGCCAAGGCCAUGGGCGCUGACAAGGUCGUCGGUAUCUCCCGCAAGGGCGACAAGCGCGACGAGGUCCUCAAGAUGGGCGCCGACGGCUACAUCGCCACCAGCGAGGAGCCCGACUGGGCCAAGACCUACGCCAACUCCUUUGACAUUGUCAUCUCCACCGUCUCCUCCGCCAAGGUCCCCAUGCAGGACUUCCUCAACCUCGUCAAGCUCGACGGCUCCCUCGUCCAGGUCGGUCUCCCCGACGACGGCGCCUACACAAUCUCCCCAGUCCCCAUGGUCAUGCGCCGCGUCAAGUUCACCGGCUCCCUGAUCGGAUCCCCCCACGAGAUCCGCGAGAUGUGGGAGCUCGCCGCCGAGAAGGGCGUCAAGCCCUGGAUCCAGGUCCGCCCCAUGAGCGAGGCCAACCAGGCCAUCGUCGACUUGGAGGAGGGCAAGGCCCGCUACCGCUACGUCCUCGAGAACUAA
Messenger RNA from Colletotrichum costaricense, 1077 nucleotides. RefSeq names its product zinc-binding dehydrogenase. NCBI's taxonomy places the organism in Eukaryota, Fungi, Ascomycota, Sordariomycetes, Glomerellales, Glomerellaceae. Gene Ontology annotation, biological process: alcohol metabolic process. The record is from RefSeq and is a predicted model, not a curated record. Bases 1 to 1077 code for a protein of 358 amino acids. Gene Ontology annotation, molecular function: zinc ion binding; alcohol dehydrogenase (NADP+) activity. The transcript has a single exon.